GGAGGGUAACGUGACGUGGCGAACUGGCGGGGAUGCAAGUCUAAGGCGUAGCGGAGGCCGUGUGUGUUCCCUUGGCGAUGGGUCUGUGUGUAUAAGGUAUAAUUGGAAGUGUGCAGAACGGGUGCGAGGGUGUCCUGGAAGAAUGUGUAUGAUGUAUGUGAGUAUGUAUGUGAGUAUGUAUGUGAGUAUGUAUGUACAAAAGUAUCUGUGUGAGAACGGAACGAUCCAGCAGCAACGGCAGACAAACAGCGUGUCUGCCUCCCCCAGCAGGCACACAGAGCAACAACAAUGCCAUCCAACAGCCAACACCCAACUUCUACCACCACUCUGCCACAGCGCCCGACCCAACCACCUCUCCCUCCCUCUCCUCUCCCUCUCCCUCUCUCCCCUCACACCCGAGAAAAACGAGCCGCGGACUUUUUCCUGACUUCUCUGCCCUAUCUCGCUAUCUUCUGCCGCCGCCCCCGGCCCGUCG
This is a messenger RNA of Pichia membranifaciens NRRL Y-2026, 475 nucleotides long. RefSeq lists its product as hypothetical. The record is from RefSeq and is a predicted model, not a curated record. The transcript has 2 exons. Lineage: Eukaryota; Fungi; Ascomycota; Pichiomycetes; Pichiales; Pichiaceae. The coding region runs from base 143 to 427 and encodes 94 amino acids.